GACCUUUUCCCUAUCUACAGUAAAGAGCGGAAGAGAGGGCGACCGCGAGGCGAUCUCAGCCUCCGGCGGUGAUUCCGCCGCCCUCCUUCUUCUUCGUCGGCCGUUUCGGCGGCGGAGAGGGAGGAGGGGGGUGGAAUCAACGCGCGGAUGUAUAUAGCUUAGGUAGUAGGUUACCUAGGGCUAAGGUUUGCUAGCCGUCGGUCAACGGCGGUGGAGCUAGGGUUCCAGGGGUGGCCGUCGGGUCCCUCAGUCGGACAAUAAUGAUGUUCCUUCUGCUGCUGCUCAGUGUUGUCGGUGCGACGGAGUGGAUCUCGGUCUCCUUGUCGUCGGCCGGCGUUGGUGUUGCGGUUGAGUGGAUUUUGCUACUCCGGGCAGAUCUGGGUCAGUUAUCUUUCCUUGAUUUGCUCUGUGAGUUUUGUUGGGUCCUUCGAUUUGUGGUCGGACGGAUCCUGUGCUCCUCCGAGUCGUCUUCUUCGGUGGGGAUGACUGCGGAUUUCACUUCGAUGUUCACGGCGUUGGAGUUCUUGGGCUUGUUCAUGUUCUUCUUUGCCGCGGUUGUUGGCUGGUUCUUCGUGGUGCUUCAAGCUCACCUCUGGAUCUUGGGUUUGGGGGAAGAAGGCGGAGGAGAAGGCAAAGUAGAGGAGCCGACGGCUGUGUUCAAGUAUCGCGAAUGGUUUGCAACUUUCCAAUGGUUGGAGUCCGCUCCUUGUUUUGGUUUGGGAAGGUUUUGUGGGUUGAACUCCAGUGGCGUCACUCAGAGGCCUGCGGAGUUUCGGCUCGUUGAUCACACAAGGAAGAUGAUGAACAGUGGUGCUUGGGAUCUUGUUGUAAUUUUACUUUUACUCAGGGUCCUGUACGCAAAAAAGGAUUGUAUUGUGCUUGAUCUUUAAUACAUCUACGGUCCUUUUCGCAAAAAAAAAGGUAAAUGGAAAGAAAAUCGGAAGGAAACUAAAGAAAGAAGCCCAGGAACACAAAUCGAACUACGGGCCGAGACCCACCCCAUGACCAAGGGCCGCUAGUGUUUUUUUUUUCUUCAAUCAAGGCUUCAUGCGCAGCCUAGUUGGUUCACUCGAAAAAGAAAAAAAAACUUGGCCCAUUUGGCGUCCAUUUCCUUUCCAUCGAGUCGCCGGCGAGGCGUGGAGGCGGCGGCGAUGCUGCGGUCGGCGCUUCGGCGGGGAGGGGCGGCCGCGCGGCAGGUCGCGUGGGACGGGGUAUCCUCGCCGAGGGACCUCCUCCGGAUGCGCGUGGCGGAGCGGGAGCGCUUGAGGCGGCGGCGGCGCGACCCGGGGCGCGACGAGUUCUUCGUGCCGACGCCGGAGUCGCUGGCGUGGCUCGACUCGGCCUCACUCCCCAUGGUGCUCACCGCGGUCGCCGUGGCCCUCUUCACCAAGCUCCUCAUGAUGGAACAUGAAUCUACAGAUCAAGAAAGGAGAGAGCGCAAGAUAAAGAAUAGCCACCCUGAUCAAGGAAAAGUAAGGAUGCUGAGUCGUGAAGAAUGGGAAGAGGUUCAAGAAGUCAGGCCAAGGACCCCUUUUGAAUCAAAAUUAGCUCGUCCUCAUGCUCGUAUAAGAACUGGGGAACCAGUGCGACUGGAGGAUGUCAAGAAUUGGGCUACUGAUGUAAUAGCAGACGCUUUUACCAGAGUGGAAGAAAGUACCAAGGGGAAAUGAUUCAGAAGAAACAGCCAGUUCAUAUGCUUUAAGGUCUCCCUGAAUGCAUAGUUGACAAUAGUUUUUUUUAAUCUACUUCCUGUAAAUGGUAACCUUUCUUAUGCAUUAUUGUGGCCGUGUGCCCAUAUUGUAGAAUAAUAUUUUCACUCGCUUUCGUCCCUGCUCUGCUGAUCUGCUGGUCUACACAAUCACGGCGGACAGUGAUGUGAUGGUGACUGGUGUGACAGUGCAAGUAAAUAAGUGGUGAUCCGAUUUAAUUAUGGCGAUA
Panicum virgatum (switchgrass) is the source of this 1938-nucleotide messenger RNA. RefSeq lists its product as uncharacterized. The transcript is spliced from 3 exons. Bases 1152 to 1670 code for a protein of 172 amino acids. NCBI's taxonomy places the organism in Eukaryota, Viridiplantae, Streptophyta, Magnoliopsida, Poales, Poaceae. The record is from RefSeq and is a predicted model, not a curated record.